This is a messenger RNA of Archocentrus centrarchus (flier cichlid), 6256 nucleotides long. It is a transcript of the gene sphk2, whose product is annotated as sphingosine kinase 2. The transcript has 8 exons. The coding region runs from base 1299 to 3998 and encodes 899 amino acids. Gene Ontology annotation, biological process: phosphorylation; sphingosine biosynthetic process; positive regulation of apoptotic process. Lineage: Eukaryota; Metazoa; Chordata; Actinopteri; Cichliformes; Cichlidae. Gene Ontology annotation, cellular component: intracellular membrane-bounded organelle; membrane; cytoplasm. The record is from RefSeq and is a predicted model, not a curated record.
AUGUCGGUGGGUGGGCGUUCAGUUUUCCUUAUCGUCAUUGGAUUUCCUCUCCGCCGGUCAGAGCUGCUGCUCCUGCGUCUCCACACACUUCCUGCACCGAGCCACGGCUUUCAGAGGCUAUCUGUCGAGAGAGGGGAGCCAAGAUGAGGAACAGAGAUAUUUGGGAGGGAACGUGAGGCAUGACUCAAGGACUUUAAGAUGACAUAAACCAAGGACCCAACUGGAACCGUUUCCUUGUUUGUCUUUUGUUUUGUUUCUGUUUUUGUUUUUGAUUUUCGUUGUCAUUUUGUUGAUUCACCUGUCUUACCUUGUGUUGCUCCUCGUCUUGUGGAGUAGUACUUGAUUGAGUGAAACUUAUCACACUACUGUCUGGGGGGGACUGGCUUAGUCACUCCUCUUGUCUGCCUCCUUUAUGUCACUUAGAUCAAGAUAGCAAUAGAGGUAUCAAAGGUCUUGAAAAGUCUGCACUAAUCAUAUCGUUGUGGCAUUAAUUACAGGCAACACUUAAAAUGCAACCUACUUUACAGAAAUCUUGUGCGUUAAUUUAAUUAUUGUAAUCUCCUUGUCUAAACAAGGUGUGUUUGCGUUUUGUUUUGUUCAUACUUAAUGAUCAUUUUUUUAAUGCAACUAAGAGUUUCAUUUUUGUCCAUUUGUGUAAUUAUUUAAAGGCAUAUUGCCAAUGUUAAGUAGCUGCUCAGCUGCCUUAUAUUGCUAUAACAAUAGGUGGCUUUUACGUUGUAAUGUAAACUUAUUUUUAUACUUAUGCAAUCUUUGUGAAGAACACUUUUAUUUUUGUUUAAAUGACCCGUUUUACAUUUUUUAAAUUCUUUUGGUUUUGAAUAUGUUGAUGUAUUUCCUGUCCACUUUCCAGCUGGCAGCAAACUGUAUAAGCUGACAGCCCUACAGAUCAAACUGUGAUGGGAGGUUUCUAACUGUGACACAAAGACUGGUUUUUAGCAGUUCCCAUCUUCACUGGAUAAGUAAAAAAUACUCUAAACUGAAGAAGCGUUGAACUGGAAGAAGUUCUUUUUUUCUUUUUAAAUGAAGAUGUAUAUCUGAACUGGACAGACAGGAAGAUCUUUUUUUUUUUUUUGUGACUUUGCCCCUUAUAUUGAAGCACUGACAAGGAAGGAUGAUUUUGAAGAGAUUUUCAGGAUAAAGUUCUCGACAGAUAAUCGGAUACUUUUUGAUUUUCACUGCAAAUCUCGGAAGAGUUGGCAGAUUGCCCUUUUUGAGCCUCUAACUUUAGAAAAUUGUACCCUGAAAUUCUGUAGACUGAUAAGCUUUGAGCAAAGAAGAUGCGAUCCCCAGAACCUUCCUCACCUUCUCCAGCAGAAGCUCUUCUUCACAGCCAGUUUGCCAGCUGGGGAUCAGGCAGCAACAGCAACAAUAACACCUGUCCCAACAGCCCUGGUGGCACUGGAGGGCUAUCCCCAGCUGUCUCCCCAACUCCAGCUCUGGCAUCUAACUACGCCCUGACCCUCACCCACACCCACAUACACAUACAGCGCCUGUCGCCCCGCCCGGGAAAGGAAGCUCGUCUCCUGCUGCCCUUAUCAGAGUUGGUGGGGUGCAGCUGUCCCCGGUCGCCUGCACCACCUCUGCUAGUGCUCUACUGGUACCCACCAGGAAAAAGAAGGAAAGGGGUGUCCCGGCGCAGGCAGGUGAGGGCCUACUUGGCAGAAAGCAGAGCCGAAGCUGAGAGGUGGUCAGCUGCUGUGCAGUGUCUACUUAGAGGUGUGACUGUCACCGCUAACACAGAAUUUUCAAGAAGUCUGCUACCUCGUCCCAGGCGACUACUGUUAUUGGUCAAUCCCUGCAGUGGAAGAGGCCAGGCAAUGCAGUGGUGUCAGACCCACAUCCUGCCAAUGAUUAGAGAGGCCAACAUCAGUUACAACCUUAUACAGACAGAACGCCAGAACCAUGCCAGAGAGCUCAUCAGAGAAAUAUCACUCCCGGAGUGGGAUGGCAUCAUCAUUGUUUCUGGGGAUGGUCUGCUGCAUGAGGUUAUUAAUGGGCUGAUGGAGCGCCCAGACUGGGAACAAGCAAUAAAAACACCUGUCGGCAUUCUACCCUGCGGCUCUGGGAAUGCACUGGCUGGCUCCAUCAACCACCACGCAGGGUAUGACAUGUGCCUUCGAGAGCCCCUCCUUUUGAACUGCUGCUUUUUGCUCUGUCGAGGUGAAGUCCGACCCAUGGACCUCGUCUCUGUGACAACAAGCCCCACUCCAUCCAACAACAAUCGUGCUGCAGCACCCAGCAGACUGUUUUCCUUUCUUUCUGUUGCCUGGGGCUUUGUGUCCGAUGUGGACAUUGAGAGUGAGAGGUAUCGUGGCCUGGGCUCAGCUCGCUUCACCCUGGGCACUUUAGUGCGCAUAGCUUCUCUUCGGUCCUACAAGGGCCGUCUCUCCUACCUACCACCCUCUAUUGUCACCACUUCACCAGAUGCCACGCCUCCUCCACCAAGGAGACCCCUCUCUCGCAGUAUCACAGAAGGCCUGGAGGGCUUCUGCCGCACGCCUAUCCAUCGCACCUGCUCUGACAUGGGCAUCAGUGAACAGAGGAGCCUCCGCAGGGGUGAGGGAGAGAGAGAAAAAGAGGAGCGGCAGAAAGAAAGGGAGAGAAGAAGGGAGAGGGCCAGGGGAGGAGGCACAGGUGUGGUGAGGGCAAGCAGUCUGGCAGAAGAUAGAGAGAGGGAGGGAGAGAUGGAGAUGGAAGCAGAGGAGGAGAAGUCAGGGACAUGUUCAGAGAGGUCAGGGAUUUCAGAAUCAAAUGAAAGGGAUGAAUGCAUAAUGGGAAGGGAAGAAAGGUUGGAAAAGAUCAAGGAUGAAAGGGAAGAUGAUGGACCAGCAGCGCAAUACUCCGAGGAGAUGGAGGAAGAAGAUAGAGGAAAGGAUGAGGAAGGCAGUGGUGUUUCUGUAGAAGGAGAGGGAGUGUUGCAAGCGAGAGAGCUGGGAGACAGCUAUGGGGUUGUCAUGGGGCGAGAGGCAGAUGAAGACCCAGAGGUCACCCACCAAGAUGGCCUUCAGGAAGCGAGACAGACAUUAAGAAAGAAUUCAGCCCCUUCAAGCCAGAUAGCCGAAGCUCUCUACAAUCAGCCUCUCAGUCAGGAGGUUGAUGCAGAUUCUGGUGCUUCAAAUGGCGUGGAGGACAUGGAUCUGAAUGGAACCUACUACCAGAAAGAAUCGUACUCACUGGAUGUUGCUCGUGAGCGAGCUUUGACCAUCUCCUCUCCUUUUCGGCAUUCUCCCUUCUCUUACAAGGCCAAAACCCUGGACAAAAACCAAAACGCCUCCCGGCCAAGGCCCCUCUCGCUCCUUCAACACUCCCAGACAAAUUCCCUCCCCCCUAAACUCAGUUCUCUCUCUCUGUCUCUUUCCCCUACACCCCCCUCAUCUCCAUCAUGUGCCUCCCCACACUCAUCAUCCUACCUUGCCCCCCGUCCUAAUACCCCAAAUUCCACGUCACCCUCUCCCUCUUUACGCACACCGUCCUCAUCUUUUAACUUUGACAUUGCCGAACCAGCAGGACCCUUCAAGAACCGUCCCUCCUUCUCGCUGCCUUUAAAUCUACCAAGGGAUGACUUGUUACCCCCCCUCGACCAACCCCUUCCCACUCGAGACUGGAUCACCAUUGAAGGGGAUUUUGUCCUGGUCCUGGCCCUUUAUCAGACCCACCUAGGGGCUGACCUUCAUGCUGCACCCCAGGCCAGGUUUGAUGAUGGGCUGAUCCACCUGACUUUCGUGCGGGCAGGGAUCUCCAGAGCAACUCUACUGAGACUGUUCUUUGCCAUGGAAAGAGGAACCCACCACUCUGUAAGCUCACCAUAUGUGAGCCACGUUACCUGCAAAGCAUUCAGGCUGCAGCCUUUGUCUACACGAGGAACACUCACUGUGGAUGGAGAGCUUGUGCCCUAUGGGCCUCUUCAAGCACAGAUCCAUCCUUCCAUGGCCCGUCUCAUUGUCGGAGACUCUGGAGAGAAGAUCACCAGAUUCUAAUCAGGGAUUGGUUGAUUUGAUUGACAUAUCAGCACUCUACUGAAUUAAAUAAUCUCUGUUGCCAUCUAUAGUCUGAGUGGCCUGGCGUAGCUGAAAGACUUCAAAUAGCCUGAAUUGCAGAAAAUGCUUUUCUAAGGAUUAAUGAAAGGGAUAACCCACCGAGCCACGCAUCAUUGGAGCAUGUCUGCAGGGAUUAAUUGUGUAUUUGAAAAUGGAUUAAAAAAAAAAAAAUGCCUCAUUGCACAGCUGUUGGAUUACACACAGUGUACCCUGAGAAACAUGAAAACGCCACAGCCUGGGGUAAUGCGUGGGAAGAACAAUCGAAUGUUUAUGGGUUUUUGUGCAGAUAGUGCAUGCGUUGGAUGUAUACAUCGUAGUAUGCAUGCAAAGAAGCGCUACCUGUUUUUUGUUUUGUUUUGUUUUUUUGCCUUAUGUUGAGAUGAAGAAAAAUCAGAUUAAAUUUAAAGAAUAUUGUUCGUGAACUUGAAAAGCUAUAAAAUUGCAUUGAGAUUAAUUUGGACUAAAAGCCCAAUUAAAUUAUUCUCACCUUUCAUCCACGUCCAGAUGUUUGAGUAUAAAAACUUUAGUCCCUGAAAGGAAUGCCUUAUCUGACACUGUACACUACAGUUGUACCUUUACUCUUUUCCUUCUUAUGUAAGAAACUCUAAUCUAAUCUAAUCUCCGUCCACCUAUCAGAGACCGUUGACUACAUUAAAAAAAUCAAAUCUGAGACCAUGACUCGAACGCUGUUAAGCAUCAGUGGAGAAAAAAAGCGACUAGAAGUGAUCAUUUUGCUCAUGCAGUUAAAUCCACGUAGAGCAGCAAGAUCCAGCGUUUCAGGUUAUCACAUUAGUAGGAGCAGUGGAUCCGUGGAACAGUGUCCAUUACUGAUCGUUUGCAUAAUCUACCUGUUUUUCUUAGCCAGUGGAUGCACAGUGAUGAUGAUGUCAGUGAUAGCAGACUGCAAUAUAUUGAACAUAAACUCUCUGAACAAAGGGAGCUUCUUUGUCAGUGCUUUCAGCCUACGCGUUUUCAGAAAGUCUUUCUGACUCACAGCCUUAGUCUUCAGUACUGGUUUUUUUUUUUUUUUUUUGUCUAAAUAUAUCACUAUCUCCAAGUGAUCUUUAACAGACGUUACACGCCUCAGUUAAGAAGUGUCGUAUUUAUUUCUGCCCCAAAAAAACUGCCGAUCACAACACUAGAACAAUUCAAACUAAAGAGUAACACUCUUCUGUCUGAUGCGGUGUUUUGUUUCAGAAAAUACAUCCACUAGCAUUAGCAUCGCCUGAAAUGAAUUAACUGUUGCACUUUGAAGACUCAUAGGAUUUGAGGGUAGGACUGACUGUUAAUAAAGUCAUUUAGAAACUCUAAAAUCCUGCUGUAGAGCCAGCACUAAUGCCCGCCGUUGUGAGACCAGGUAGUAAACCAGAUAGAAGAACAGUUUGCACUUUGAGAAACUGGCUGGCAGCAGAGGCGUUCUGUUGAAGUAAACAACAAGACUGAUGUUUAAAACUGAAAAAUGUUUUGAGACUACAAGUACUUCCAAAUGAUGAUAAGUGGAAUCAAACUACAGAGGUUAAAACCUUUAUAGGAUUUUUUUUUUAACACCUGCUGAUAUACUUGGAUGAAGUAUAAAUCAUUAGCAUGUGUAGUUUAUCAAUCAGGAAGGUCGUGUGCCAACUGCUCGGGUUGUCAUCAACUUACUGUAUGUCUCGGUCAUGCCUGGACAAAUCAAUGCCUUUGUAUAAUAAGCCUGUAAAUUCUGGCUGUUGAUCAUGAGCUGUUUAAACCUGAAUGCAGAAAAUGGAGUAAAACUCUUUGCUUACCAGGAUGUUAUUUUUGCUUUUAUUUUAUUUUUUCUUCCUUUGAGCGCACAAUGCAGCUAGUCUACCACAAUUACACUGUGCUUACACAGCUACAGAAUGUGAGUACAACAUUUUGAGUCUAGGCUUGUAAUAUUACCAAAUAGAAGAGUCUAUAUACACUUUGAAUGGAGUUUUUGCCAAAAUGUUUACUCUGGAUGUUUAAGAGACAAGUUAUGACCAUUUACCUUCCUAAACACUUUGUUGUGUAUGGCCAUAACUGGGACCAUGGUGUUACAGACCAAUUCCAUGAUGGGGUUUGACCCCCCUCAGUUGAUAAUGCCAUAAAGAUGUCUGUAGUGGACUGCCUGUAAUUACUACUAAAACAAUGAAAAUAUAUACAUACGCAAUGUAAAUUUAAUAGUUAUAUAUGGUUUUGAAUAAAUGUAACUUCUU